AUGCUGGUGUUUUAUCCAGACUUUAAGUCAAGCGGGGUUCUGGUAUACGGCUUUGUGCCUCACUGCACUCAGGCCACACUGUUUGGUGAUUUGAGUGGACAAGAGAUCAAAACAAUGGUUUCCACCACAGAACUACAAAAGACAAAGGGAACUUUCCUUCACAAGUUAACAGCAAGAGCGAUCAUCAGAGACUAUGAAGAUGGCAUUCUAGGCAACAGUGAGGCAGAACACGAGGGGAAGAAAGCAGAGCUGAAGUCCUACAUCACUGAGCUCAGUGAAGAGUUCUCCAUCUUGUCCCAGUUCACAAGUUUUGUCGCCAUUGAAGAAAGGGACCAGAAUGAGCUUGACACUGGAUUCACAGAUAUUCCUAAAAUCAUCUCAGAGGAGGAUGUGGAUAUUUUGCCAUAUAUGGGCUGGACUGAAGAGAAGCUGAAGGCCGCGUAUAGUAUUGGUGCUGAAGAUGAUGAUAUGGAAUCAGAAGAAUUGUCCAGUAGCAGCUCCACGUAUCAUGAUUUGGAUAUGGAUUGCAUGGAAGGACACAUUUGGAAUGAAAUGUCUAGUGAAAUUGGUCAUUGCGAAAUGGAGGAUGCUGAGGGAUCUAGUAAUUAUUUUAUAGAAAGGUCUGCAGCUCCCCCUGAACCUCAGCUAAUAUCCAGAUCUUAUGCUUCUUGCUCAAGUACCAUCCAGAGUCCUUCUCAUUCUGAGAGUAGCAUUGACGUUUUCAUAGGCUCAAGCAGGCGUUCUGCAAAUAUGGAUGUGUUUGGUAUUACCGCUCCAAAGCCUUAUAGUGGCCGUGCCACCGCACUUGACCUCUCUGGUAUAUCUGCUCCAAAGUCUCACCGUCGCCGGGCUGCCGCUCCGACUGUUAGUGCCAUCAAGUCCAUACCUUCCUCCAUGAGUGACAGGCCUCCCCUUCACGCUGCCGUAAUGCCUCCUUAUGAUUCCUCCAUAAGAGACGAGCAUCCCUUUUACUGUACUGCCGCAGUGCCUUCUUUCCUUCAGUAUCCUCCUAUUUUUGCAUCAGCAGACUCUCUGUCCAGAGAUGACAGCCUUCCUCCUGUUGGUGCCAGUGUGCAAAGUACUAGCUCCAUGUAUAAAAGACGUCCCAUUUUACAUGCCAGCAGUGCACACGUCAUACAGUUUGCAGGUCCUCCUGAUUCUACUCAUCUUGCAUCCACACGGUCCAUGUUCACGACUCCCCUGCCACCUCCUCCUCCUCCUUCAAGCAUGAUGGCUGCUGUCCCCGCAUUCUAUUCUCAGUUGCAUUUUCCCCCUACAUUUAGUGACUGCAGUAGUAGCCCCACAAUUUUGAGUGAGUCUCUUAGUUUGUGUUCCUCAUCAGUUGGACAUUUCUUUGAAGCAUCUCGUCAACAACAAGCACAACAGCAACAAGAAGUGCUGCAAGAUGUGCAACUACAAGAGCAACAAAUAUGUCUGAGUUCUAUGAGUUCUGCACCUGCUGCAGACAGUUUCACUUUUGAUUUUGACACUUCUCGAUAUAAAAAAAAAAGAGGGAAAAGAGUAAAGGCAAGCUUGGCACGACAUUUCGCACCACCUCACGACAGCUUGCCAAAAAUGAGAAGAAAAUAUGACACAGUGGCCUGGAAUGAGCUUUUUGAACUUCAAGAUAAGGAUGGAUACUGGGAGUGCACUGACAGGCUGAGCAGCUUCCUCAACCUGGACGUAGACUUUUUUGCCAAUGUCUUCCUUAAGGAGAAAGGCAUCCGUUCUUUUGGUGUGAAGGCUCAUGCUGACAUUCUGAGGCUGGUGGCGACUCUUCUGGUGCUGCAGCUGAUCCGGGUGAAGAAGCUGGCAGUGGGACAGCUGCUCGAGUCUCUCCUCCGGCUGAAAGAGUCCCAGGAGCCCAGACCGAUGUACUGGGAAGCAGUGAAGAGGGCCGUGGCCUGGGCCUGCCGGACAGACAGACAGCAUCCGUGUGUGUGCAGCAGGCUGGAGAUCGGCCGGGAUUGGGAAUCAUCUACACGUCAACUACUGGGCUGUGAUUCUCCACACCCAUAUUCCCCACUCAAACCUGUUCUGGAGAGACGUAUGGAUGUAUCAGUCAUGUAGAAACUGGACAGACACUUUCCUCUUCAUUGACAGUUGUUGUUUUUGCUGUUUGCUUAAUAUUGCAAAAAUCUUUAUAGCCUUAAAUUGUCUCAAAGAUAUAUUUGGACACUUCAGUCACACUUAAAAUGUCUGAAUUUCAUUGCAAAAUGUUAUAUCUAUAUCUUUAGUUGAAAGAUAAAUUAUUUUAUAUGUUUUUUUUUAAGUAUAUGUAUAGACAUUCAGUCAUUAAGUUUGGCUUCAGUAUUCAGUCCAAAUACUUUUUGUGGUACUGUAUUGUUCUGUGUGAACUUGAGGAGAAGUUACUUAAUACAUCCACUAAAAAUCACUUUCAGACCAGCUGGUUAACUGCUUGAAAUGCAUUUAUGGCUAUAUGAUGAGAAUUAUGCUUGGUUAACUGUAUUUUAGUGGUCUUAGUAGAGUUUAAUAAAGCAGUUUUUGUGAAGUUUACGUUAUUGUUAUGUAACAGUAUAAUUAUAUUAACCACAAACCAAGUAAUCACUGUUUUAUCCGCUUUCUUUCAGUUUUA
Sinocyclocheilus anshuiensis is the source of this 2596-nucleotide messenger RNA. Its product is annotated as poly [ADP-ribose] polymerase 4-like. Gene Ontology annotation, cellular component: cytoplasm. NCBI's taxonomy places the organism in Eukaryota, Metazoa, Chordata, Actinopteri, Cypriniformes, Cyprinidae. The record is from RefSeq and is a predicted model, not a curated record. Gene Ontology annotation, molecular function: NAD+ poly-ADP-ribosyltransferase activity. The coding region runs from base 1 to 2070 and encodes 689 amino acids. The transcript is spliced from 10 exons.